Molecule: messenger RNA, 1947 nt
Organism: Conger conger (European conger)
Lineage: Eukaryota; Metazoa; Chordata; Actinopteri; Anguilliformes; Congridae
Gene: s1pr2
Product: sphingosine-1-phosphate receptor 2
Exons: 2
Coding region: 844-1938 (364 amino acids)
Biological process (GO): sphingosine-1-phosphate receptor signaling pathway
Cellular component (GO): membrane
Molecular function (GO): sphingosine-1-phosphate receptor activity
Source: RefSeq, a predicted model, not a curated record
GUGAUGGACACUAUUUCUAAAAGGGGGGACGAAGAAGUGGAAUUUAAAAAAAUGACAAAUACAACACAUCUGGUUCUCAUUUGGCGCCAGAGUAAAGUUAUAGUAUAGUAUAGUAAAGUAAGAGUUACUUACUUACUUACUUACUUACUUACUUACUUACUUAAAAUAGCAUUUUCACUUCGACGUAUUUCUAGGUUGCUGACAGAAAUUUUUGUCAGCUCCAGAGUGAGUGUGUACACGAUAUGUAUGCGUCUGAUAGUAACUAAGGUCUGAUUAGGUGUGCAUGUGUACCUAUAUGUGUGUAUGUUAAUGUGUCCGCGCACUGUGCAUGCGCCAUACCAUUCUGACGUUCCCAGAGCUCGUGGAACUGUUGUGCUCUGUGAGUUAGAGAAGACUCCACUGUCUUGGACUCGGAACAAGAGAAACUUAACUACAUUGUCCUUCAUGUUCUACUCGACAACAUCAAGCCAUCCGAGGAUCUAUGGAAGACGGAGUGACCAGAGUGUGCUGUGGAUCUAGCGAUGAUUGAAUAAGAAACUCUGAUUGUCAAUUUUCUGAAUAAUUUUAACAUCGCAUAGUGCUCAUUUGGAUACCUGGAAGAGCAUAACAUUCUAGCUUGCUAGGUUAAAUCAACUUCGAAUACACAGAGGAAUACGUAAUAUUAGCUAGCUAAAACCUUCUGAUAAUAGAUGUCAUUUACUCACUGGACGGAACAGUCUUUGCUCAUCGCACAUGGGUAACCCCAACCUGGACCACACCCCUGACCAACCUAAUCGGCUGCCGAGGUGUGAUAUUGGAAUGGGCGUGCUCUCCGGGCCCCACCCCCCUCCACCAGCUGUGUGAAUGACUCAGUGCUCGAACUCCGCUGCCAUGAGGAAGUACCAGCAGUACUACAACCGGUCUGUCAUCGAGGUGCACUAUCGACUGGCAAAGAACCUGAGCCAGAAGAGCCUGGAGGAGCGCAUCAACAGCGACGCGGGCCUCAGCAGCCUCAACGUGUUCUUCGUGGUCAUCUGCAGCAUCAUCAUCCUGGAGAACCUGCUGGUGCUCAUCGCCAUCUUCCGCAACAAGAAGUUCCACUCGGCCAUGUUCUUCUUCAUCGGCAACCUGGCCUUCUCCGACCUGCUGGCCGGCUCCGCCUACAUCGCCAACAUCUUCCUGUCAGGCUCCAGGACCUUCCGGCUGGUUCCGGUGCAGUGGUUCAUCCGCGAGGGCACGGCCUUCAUCGCGCUGUCCGCCUCCGUCUUCAGCCUGCUGGCCAUCGCCAUCGAGCGAUACAUCGCCAUCACCAAAGUCAAGGUGUACGGCUCCAACAAGACGUGCCGCAUGUUCCUGCUGAUCGGCACGUGCUGGGCCACCUCGGUGGUGCUGGGGGGACUGCCCAUCAUGGGCUGGAACUGCAUGGACGCCCUGCACGAGUGCUCCACCGUGCUGCCCCUCUACUCCACCCGCUACAUCUUCUGCGUGGUCACCGUCUUCAGCCUCAUCCUGCUCUCCAUCGUCAUCCUCUACGUGCGCAUCUACCUGAUCGUGCGCUCCAGCCACCAGGAGGCGGCCAGCUCGCCCACGUACGCCCUGCUGAAGACCGUCACCAUCGUGCUGGGCGUGUUCAUCCUGUGCUGGCUGCCGGCCUUCUGCGUGCUGCUGCUGGACACGUCCUGCGACAUGGCCUCCUGCCCCGUGCUCUCCAGGGCCGACGUCUUCUUCGGCGUGGCCACGCUCAACUCGGCGCUCAACCCGCUCAUCUACACGCUGCGCAGCAAAGACAUGCGGCGGGAGUUCCUGCGCGUGCUGUGCUGCUGGGGGGUGGUGCCGUGCGGCCAGACGGCCCACCCCUGCCUGCUGCCGCUCAAAAGCACCAGCUCCAUGGAGCACUGCACCUACAAACACGAGCCGCAGACCACGCCCAUCAUGCAGGACUGCACCACCUGCGUCUGAGGAGCGCGA